AAGAAAGACAGUGACUUUUUUGGCGUUUCUUUUCAUCAAACAGCUAAAUUUGGUGCCAAUGCUAUUCUGGGCGUGUCCCUGGCUGUCUGCAAAGCUGGUGCUGCAGAGAAAGGAGUCCCCCUGUAUCGCCACAUCGCUGACCUGGCAGGAAACCCUGAAGUCAUCCUCCCAGUCCCAGCGUUCAACGUGAUCAACGGCGGCUCUCACGCAGGGAAUAAACUUGCCAUGCAGGAGUUCAUGAUCCUGCCGAUUGGUGCCAGCACUUUCAAAGACGCCAUGCGCAUCGGAGCUGAAGUCUAUCACAACCUCAAAAAUGUCAUCAAGAAGAAGUACGGACAGGAUGCUACGAACGUGGGGGAUGAAGGGGGUUUUGCCCCAAACAUUCUGGAAAAUAAGGAGGCUCUGGAGCUUCUGAACGAAGCCAUUGCCAAAGCGGGGUACACGGAGGAGGUCGUGAUCGGCAUGGACGUGGCUGCGUCCGAGUUCUACAGGGACGGAAAAUACGACCUGGACUUCAAGUCGCCUGAUGACCCAAGCCGCUACAUCACCCCCGACGAGCUGGCCGAUCUCUAUAAGAGUUUUAUCAAAGAUUAUCCAGGUAUGCCUCUACUUUUAUAAUUGUUCAUUUUUUUG
This is a messenger RNA of Oryzias melastigma (Indian medaka), 633 nucleotides long. Its product is annotated as enolase. The record is from RefSeq and is a predicted model, not a curated record. Gene Ontology annotation, biological process: glycolytic process. The transcript has 3 exons. NCBI's taxonomy places the organism in Eukaryota, Metazoa, Chordata, Actinopteri, Beloniformes, Adrianichthyidae. Gene Ontology annotation, cellular component: phosphopyruvate hydratase complex. The annotation marks the transcript as partial. Gene Ontology annotation, molecular function: magnesium ion binding; phosphopyruvate hydratase activity.